AAAUCUUUAAAAAUUAAUUAAAUAUGCUGGUUUUGACUGAAACAAGUGCAGGAUAUGCUAUUUUUAAGUUUUCUGCUAAAGAAAAGGUUUUUAAAAAACCAGAAAUACUGUAUAAAAGUCUUGAUACACUGGAUAAAGCAACAAGCUUACUUAAAUUAAAAGUAUUUUCAAAAUUUGAAAAUAUUGUAGAGGCUCUUGAUAAUGCAUCAGCUAUUAUUGAAGGGAGAGUUACAGGAAAACUUGCGUCUUUACUUUCUGAGUUUUCAGGAAAAAAGGAUUCUCUUAUUGUUUCUGAUUUGAAACUUGCAAAUUCUAUAAAAAAGCUUCCAGAUCUUAAUAUUUCCAUUGUUUUCGAUCCUUCUGUACAAGAACUUUAUCGGGUUAUUAGGGAACAUAUUACAUCUCUUAUUUCUGAACUAACGCCAACGGAUAUGUCUGAUAUGGUUUUGGGAUUAAGUCAUAGUCUUUCUCGGCAUAAACUUAAGUUUUCUCCUGAUAAAGUGGAUACCAUGAUUAUUCAAGCUAUUGUAUUAUUAGACGAUUUGGAUAAAGAACUUAAUAUAUAUGUGAUGCGUAUAAAAGAAUGGUAUGGUUGGCAUUUUCCAGAAAUGUCUCGAAUAGUUUUGGAUAAUAUAGUUUAUGUAAAAGUAAUUAAGGCUAUGGGACAUAGAACAAUGGCUGAAGAAAUAGACUUUUCUGAAAUUCUUCCUGAAGAUAUUGAGAUAUCUAUGAAGGCAGCUGCUAGAGUGUCUAUGGGAACAGAAAUAACAGAUGACGAUUUGGAAAAUAUUAAUUUGUUGGCAGAUCAAAUUCUAUCACUUGCAGAAUAUCGUAUCCAGCUUUCAGAAUAUUUACGUAAUCGUAUGGAAGUUGUUGCUCCUAAUCUUACUGCAUUGGUUGGCGAACUUAUAGGGGCACGUCUUAUAGCUCAUGCAGGUUCUUUGUUAAGUCUUGCAAAGCAACCAGCAUCAACUAUUCAAAUCUUGGGAGCAGAAAAAGCCCUUUUUCGAGCUCUUAAAACGAAACAUGACACUCCAAAAUACGGCUUAAUAUACCAUUCUAGUUUAAUAGGACAGGCCAGUUCUAAAAAUAAAGGAAAAAUAGCAAGGAUAUUGGCGACAAAGGCGGCUAUUAGUUUAAGGGUUGAUGCUAUGGGAGAAAAGGACAUUGCAACCAUUGGAAUAGAAAAUAAAUUAAAAGUAGAGGCAAGAUUACGAGCAUUAGAAGCUGAAAGAUUGGAGAAAUUUUCUACUUCAAGUGAAAAGCUUUGGAAAAAACAUCAAAUUCAAAUAACACCAAAAUACAAUACGGAUACUGAUAUUGUAAUUGAUACGAGUUUAAAAGAAGAAUAUCCGCAAGUUAAAAUCAAGAAAUCACCUCCAGAAGUUGAACUAUUUGAAGAUCUAAAAACAGAAAGUUCUAAGGGGAAAAAAAAGGAUAAAAAAGAUAAAAGUAAAAAGGAAAAAAAAAGAAAAAUGAGUGAAAUCGAAAAUACUGGUGCUACUACGGAAUCGUAUGAUAAAUCUAAACGUAAGAAAAUUAAAGAUAAAUCACAUCUGUAA
Pneumocystis murina B123 is the source of this 1562-nucleotide messenger RNA. RefSeq lists its product as hypothetical. The coding region runs from base 24 to 1562 and encodes 512 amino acids. Gene Ontology annotation, molecular function: snoRNA binding. The record is from RefSeq and is a predicted model, not a curated record. The transcript is spliced from 5 exons. Gene Ontology annotation, cellular component: small-subunit processome; box C/D methylation guide snoRNP complex. Lineage: Eukaryota; Fungi; Ascomycota; Pneumocystomycetes; Pneumocystales; Pneumocystaceae.